UCUUAACCCACUCUUUUAUCAUUCAUAUUAAUACUUUUUGGAUUUAUUUCUUUUUACAUUACUAUCAUGUUUGCUGAACUACGACGUAUGAAUGCGCGACAGGUGGCUCUUCAAGUCUUAAACAUCCUUACCAUCUUGGCAUCAGCAUUGAUGAUCUGGAAAGGUUUGGCUUUGGCAUUGAAUAAUGAAAGUCCAAUUGUUGUUGUACUCAGUGGAAGUAUGGAACCUGCUUUCCAUCGUGGUGAUCUUUUAGUACUUUCUUUACCUAAUGAACCUAUUCAAGUCAAUGAUAUCUGUGUAUUCAAGUUACCUGAACGACCUGUUCCUAUUGUUCAUCGCGUCAUCAAGCUUCAUGAUGAUGCGGUCACUGGUAAACAAUACUUAUUGACAAAAGGUGACAAUAAUCCUGGUGACGACCGUAGUCUUUAUGAUUAUCGUCAAAUGUGGAUUCAUCAAGAAAAUGUUGUAGGCAAAGUUCGAGGGUUUGUUCCUUAUGUCGGCAUGGUGACCAUUGUGAUGAAUGAUUACCCUAUGGUCAAAUAUGUUUUAUUGGGCGUACUCGGUUUAUUUGCACUUGUCCAACGAGAAUAAGCAUGUAGUUUUAUCUUAUUGAUAGCUUAGUGGUUAUGUAUACCUUUGAAUAAAGACAAAAGAAACGAAAGGAUCAUCAUACUCGGUCUUUAUCCGUAUAUUAGAAAAGAUGC
Halteromyces radiatus is the source of this 704-nucleotide messenger RNA. Its product is annotated as signal peptidase I. NCBI's taxonomy places the organism in Eukaryota, Fungi, Mucoromycota, Mucoromycetes, Mucorales, Cunninghamellaceae. The transcript has 5 exons. Gene Ontology annotation, cellular component: signal peptidase complex; membrane. Gene Ontology annotation, molecular function: serine-type endopeptidase activity. Bases 67 to 591 code for a protein of 174 amino acids. The record is from RefSeq and is a predicted model, not a curated record.